Dibothriocephalus latus is the source of this 303-nucleotide messenger RNA. Lineage: Eukaryota; Metazoa; Platyhelminthes; Cestoda; Diphyllobothriidea; Diphyllobothriidae. The record is from the annotation of a GenBank genome assembly.
AUGUAUAUGCAAGUCCUUCAGCUUCCCAUCAUUGCACCCAAAGUCUGCAGGAAAAUGUAUAAGGCACCGAUUAAUCUAACAGAGACCAAGGAAUUCUGUGCUGGCUUCUUCAAGGCCAACACUGGAAUCUGUCCCGGUGACAGUGGAGGUCCACUGGUUUGUGAACACAACGGGCAAAAGCUCCUGGCCGGCAUAGUCUCCGCCACUCAUGCGAAAAAACCUGAAAGUUACCCAGCAGUAUUUACUCGAGUCAGCUAUUUUGUCGACUGGGUGAAAUCUGUCAUUGAACCAGAUGCAACCUAG